UUUGUUGUCGUAAACACGCCGAACAAAAUAACAUUCUCAUAUAUCAGUAACAGCUAGACCACAGUGGUUGUUUGCUCUAAAUUUAUUGCUGGUUAAAAUUUAUGUUUUUUUAGAUUUAUGAUUAAAUUUCUCAGUUUUAUUCGUUACAGUUCCUGAGUGUUACAUAAAAAUUAGGCAUAAUUCAAAAUAAGUGUUCUGGUAUGGCCUACAAUUGUACUGUAUGUGUUUUCCGCGGUUCGAUUAAGUCCGGGGGUUAUCAGUGUGUAUAUUGUGGUAAUAGUUUGACCGAUGCGGGUCCUUCAAAUUCCGUUGGGGAAAAGGCAGCUUCAGAAAAUGAACUGCCAAGAUCUGGUUCGGAAAAAUGGAUUUUCCGUUGUACCUUUUGCAACCAGGACUACGUCAAUAGAGAAGGAUUGUGGAAUCAUCUGGAUUGCCAUGAUAUUGCAGACGUCGGUAAAUCAUUGCAUUGUAAGGAAAUCAUAGUGUGCUACGAUUUACAUGAAUGUCUAAUAUGCAAUGAUAAACGAGGCUACAGUGAAGAUAUCUUCAGUGUGCACAUCCAAGAAGCUCACAAUGGUUUCUAUUUUCGGUGUUCGUCUUGCAACGAGCAAUUUCGAUCAGAAGAGCAGAAAUCUGAACAUGUCUCGAAUCGCUGCAAGGUGGCCUGUGGCCCGAAUAUGGAUACUGCUGUGAAUGAUGAUAGUCGGCAACAUGCGAACGUAACCAGCCAAAGUGAAGUUUCAACAAAUGGAAACAUUCUUCCCGUAGAUGGUGAAAGUACGGCACAGUUGCCCAAACAUCUGCGUCCUCGCAUUCCGCACCCUAAUAAAGCUAGGCGUAGGCCAAAACGUUUAACUAUAGCGGCCGAUACGGGUGCACAACACUUUAUCACAUCAUUUGAAAUGUUCUGCCGAAGAAGAUCAGCCAUAGCCGAGCAGCUAGAGAAUAUCAUUGCUAAGACGGAGGACAAGAAAAUAAAUUGGGAGGAAGUCAUUUCAAGCAUCGUUACCGGCCAGAUUAGUUUAUCCGAAGCGAGCGACCAUUAUAGCAUACCUCACUCCACACUGAAAGAGAGAAUUCUUGGAACGGGUGAUCCUUCAGAUCUUCUACAUACAACACCUCUCAGCCCUGAUGAAGAAGAGAAAAUUCUGAAAUUCUGCACAGGUGCUCCCGUGGAAUAUACCCAGAGGAAAGCGGUUAUCCAACCUUUAGAAACGGUAUGGACGUUUUUGAAGCGCUUCCAGAGUUUUCGACAAAAGUCUGACCAGUUCUGUUUUGGCGGAUUACUUUUCUUUCGGUGGUGGUGGGCUUUCUGUCGCAAACAUGAUAUUGACUGCGGGCCGCCAAAGCUCGCGACUAGCGACGAUAGUGACAAUCUGAACGAAGCCAUACCCAGCGCCGAUGAUGUGAAAAUCGCCGAGUUGCAGAUGGUCAUUUCUGUUGUUGUUACCGGCCGGUUGACUGUUGCAGAAGCAAGUUCCCGCUAUGGCAUACCCUAUGUCACGCUGUACAAUAGCGUUCUUGGCCAUCAGAAUCGUAUGGGCGUUCUUCAGAAAAUUACUCUCAGUCGCGAGGAAGAGGACCAAAUCAUGAAAUAUUGCGUGAAACCUCUACCGGGACGUAAGGCGAAGAAAGGAAUUACUCAACCGUUGGAGAAGAUAUGGGAGUUUUUGAACUGUUUGAAGAGUUUCCAUGAAAAGGCCGAUGAGUUCAGAUUUGGCGAAGUGUCAUUCUAUCGGUGGUGGUGGGCUUUCUGUCGCCACCAUAACAUCGAUGUCCACCCAUCGAAACACGUGACUAGAGUCAAUAGUGAAAGUCCCAGUGUAGAUGUCGCAACAACUCUUGACGAUAGUGAAACUCCCAUUGUAGAUGAUGGAACAAAUCGCGUCAACGAAGAUGACAGCACCAUACCUUCGUGGACACGAAUGGCAGAGUUGAAGGAGGCCAUCUUUGAUAUUGUUACCGGUCAGCUGAGUUUCCCCGAGGCAAGUUCGCAGUAUAACCUGUCCGAGCACACGCUAUACAGUAGGAUUCUUGGCCAGACUGAUCGCAUGGCUGUGCUACAGGAAGUUUCUCUCAGCAUCGAGGAAGAGGACAAAAUUCUGCGAUUAUGCACGACAAUUCCACCGGAAUGUACAGCGAAGCGAAUAAUCACCCAACCAUUGGAAACGAUAUGGGAUUUUAUGCACCACCUGGGGGAUUUUCGAGAAAAGGCAGAUCAGUUCAGGUUUGGCGGAAUAGCUUUCUAUCGAUGGUUUUGGGCUUUCUGCCAGAAGCACAAUGUCGAUGAGCGGCUACCAAAGCAAGAAACGAAUUGAUUUGUUUUAUUAACAGAACGUGGAG
Messenger RNA from Aedes aegypti (yellow fever mosquito), 2343 nucleotides. RefSeq lists its product as uncharacterized. The record is from RefSeq and is a predicted model, not a curated record. The coding region runs from base 201 to 2318 and encodes 705 amino acids. NCBI's taxonomy places the organism in Eukaryota, Metazoa, Arthropoda, Insecta, Diptera, Culicidae. Gene Ontology annotation, molecular function: DNA binding. The transcript is spliced from 10 exons.